CCCGGCCGCGCUGUCCCCGGCACCGGCACCGGCACCGGCACCGGCACCCGGCACCGGCACCCGGGCCGUCGGCGGCCGCACGGACACACCGCGAGCAGGGGCCGGCCAUGCAGGAGCCGUUGCUGGGAGCCGAGGGCCCGGAUUAUGACACCUUCCCCGAGAAGUCGUCCCCGUCGCCGGGGGACAGGACGCGGGUCAGGGCCCCACAGAACAAGAGGGUGUUCCUGGCCACCUUUGCUGCCGUGCUGGGCAAUUUCAGCUUCGGGUAUGCCCUGGUCUACACGUCCCCUGUCAUUCCUGCCUUGGAGCACUCCCUGGACCCUGACUUGAAGCUGACCAAAGCCCAGGCAUCCUGGUUUGGGUCUGUGUUCACAUUGGGCGCAGCAGCGGGGGGCCUCAGCGCCAUGGUCCUCAAUGACCUCCUGGGCCGGAAGCUCAGCAUUAUGUUCUCAGCUGUGCCGUCAGCAGCUGGCUACGCGCUCAUGGCAGGUGCCCACGGCUUCUGGAUGCUGCUGCUGGGGAGGACGCUGACAGGCUUCGCUGGGGGACUCACAGCGGCCUGCAUCCCGGUAUACGUGUCUGAGAUUGCUCUUCCAGGAGUCCGUGGGGCCCUGGGGGCCACACCCCAGCUCAUGGCCGUGUUCGGAUCUCUGUCCCUGUAUGCACUUGGCCUCCUGCUGCCGUGGCGCUGGCUGGCUGUGGCCGGGGAAGGGCCUGUGCUCAUCAUGAUCCUGCUGCUCAGCUUCAUGCCCAACUCACCCCGCUUCCUACUCUCGCGGGGCAGGGACACGGAGGCACUGCGGGCGCUGGCCUGGCUCCGUGGGGCCGACGCCGACAUCCGCUGGGAAUUCGAGCAGAUCCAGGACAACGUCCGGAGACAGAGCACGCACAUGUCGUGGGCUGAGGCUCGGAACCCCCACAUGUACCGACCCAUCCUCAUCGCCUUGGUAAUGCGCUUCCUGCAGCAGCUGAUGGGCAUCACGCCCAUCCUUGUCUACCUGCAGCCCAUCUUCGAAAGCACUGCCAUCCUGCUGCCCCCCAAGGAUGACGCAGCCAUUGUGGGGGCCGUGAGGCUCUUCUCUGUGCUGAUCGCUGCCCUCACCAUGGACCUGGCUGGCCGCAAGGUUCUGCUGUUCGUCUCAGCCACCAUCAUGUUUGCUGCCAACCUGACGGUGGGGCUGUACGUCCACUUUGGCCCGAAGCCUCUGACCCCCAACAGCACCAUGGGCCUAGAGAGCAUACCCCUGGGGGGCACAGAGCAGCCCCUGGCCACACCCUCCAGCUACCUCACCCUGGUGCCCCUGGUGGCCACCAUGCUCUUCAUCACAGGCUACGCCAUGGGCUGGGGGCCCAUCACCUGGCUCCUCAUGUCGGAGAUCCUGCCCCUGCAGGCCCGUGGCGUGGCCUCGGGGCUCUGCGUGCUAGUCAGCUGGCUCACCGCCUUUGCUCUCACCAAGUCCUUCCUGCUGGUGGUGAAUGCCUUCGGCCUCCACGUGCCUUUCUUCUUCUUUGCCGCCAUCUGCUUGGCCAGCCUGGUGUUCACCGGCUGCUGUGUGCCGGAGACCAAGGGCCGAUCGCUGGAGCAGAUCGAGUCCUUCUUCCGCACCGGGAGGAGGUCCUUCCUGCACUAGGUCAGGGUCCCCGCCCACAGCGGGCCAAACCACUGGCCGCAGGGCCUCUCCGCUGGCCAGGAGCCUGCACACCAAGGCCGGGAGGCGGCAGCCGCGCGCCAUCAGACGGAGCACAGGAGGACAGGACAACAGCAGGACGGACCCCCACAGGUGUGCAUUCUGGCUCCCGUCAGGCACCACCUCUACCAGCCUGGGUCCCAGCUCAGGCGGCCUGCCGUGUUGCCGCUCAUCUGCUAAGACCUGCUGGGGCAGAAGAGGCAGCCACGGGCCACAGGGCAGCACACGGCCCAUGGGCCAGGACAAGGCCCUGCUGGGUGACCUGGGGCCCGGUUCCUUACUCGUACACAGAGGACACCCCCACAGAGGACUGUAACCAGGAGAGACGUGGGGCAGGCACACGGGGCCAUCAUCACACCGUUUUGUUCUGAUCCUCUGAGUUACCACAGAACGACUUGACUCCGGGAAGGAAGACAGAUCUGCACUUCUGAAGGCUUGUGGCUGCACUGGGGAACAUUCUGGACUCCACCCAGGCCAGGGCACAAGACCCAGCACAGACACUUCCUCCUGCACCCACUUGGCCUCUGGAAAUAUGGGACUCUUCAGCGCUCCCAUCUGCAAACCACGUUCACCCCAUUUGUAAAAAUAAAUCAGGCUCUCGGCCUUGGAGUAGAAGGUUGGGGUCUGCUGCAGGUGGGGGUGCCUCCCAGCAGCCAGGUUUGGCUAGACCCAAACUCCAGGCCAAGGCCGCCAGGGCCUGCUGCCCCAGGCAAGGCCCUCUUUGUGGCCACCCCCUUCCUGUCCACAGUAAGGCAGCAAGGAGGGGCGAGGUGGCCAGUGAGGGAGAGCCUGGCUCUGCCCCUCAGGCCCUGGCCCUUACCAGCUAUGUGACCUGGGCAAGCCACUUCCCUGGUUUGAGAUGCCAUGAACCGGACUGGGAUCGAGCCAGGAGCACAGAAUGUCCUCAAUAAAAUGGCACUUACUCCCAGGC
Messenger RNA from Canis lupus familiaris (dog), 2619 nucleotides. RefSeq names its product solute carrier family 2 member 6 (gene SLC2A6). Gene Ontology annotation, biological process: transmembrane transport. NCBI's taxonomy places the organism in Eukaryota, Metazoa, Chordata, Mammalia, Carnivora, Canidae. The record is from RefSeq and is a predicted model, not a curated record. Gene Ontology annotation, molecular function: transmembrane transporter activity. The coding region runs from base 108 to 1631 and encodes 507 amino acids. Gene Ontology annotation, cellular component: membrane. The transcript is spliced from 10 exons.